UUUACCAAUAUGAAUGUUGGCAAUUUACACCUUGUAACGCUCGUGGUCCUACUAUACUCAGCGGUUCCAUUAAUCAAGGCACUCACUACCAUUUGUGCGGAUAUAUUUAAUGAUCUUUCGUUUGCUGAUCCAGCAAGUUGCUCCAGUUUCUAUGUCUGCCAGCGUGGUAAGGCCAUCAGGCGGGAGUGUUCUAAUGGUCUUUACUUCGAUCCCAAAAUACAAAGUUGCAAUCUGCCCGGACUCAUAAAAUGUUUCAACGGGGAUCGAGGUGUUACCCUACUUGGGCCAACUCAAGUCAAUCAGACAUCGGUGCUGCCGGAUGGAAAAGCGAAGGAUGAGGUACCGGUAACCACAUACUGCCCACCGACCACAGCGAGUCCACCAAAAAAAAUACAAAAAGUUCACAAAGAAAAAGCUAUAAUUCCAACGACACCUAAAUCCAUAAAUAUAAAGAAAUCAAAAGUACCCAUAAGACAUAACAUGGAUAACGAGGAUGAUGAUAAUGACAAUCAUGAAAUUAUUGAGGUUGCUCAGCCGCCAGUUGAAAGAAUCGAUGUAUUGAGAUCCUCUCGUGACUGCCGUGGUAUCGAAGAUGGAGUCUACCUCACCGAUCCCAGGCAUUGCCGUCGCUUCUAUAUGUGCCGUAAGAAUCGGGCUAGGCGCCACAAUUGCCCAGCGAAUCAGUGGUUUGAUCGAGAAACUAAAGCCUGUGCAAAUCGAACUGAGGUCUCCAAUUGCCCAGCGAACCGGAAUUAGAUAAAUUUCCAUGACAUACAGUUUUGUUUUUUUUUUUUUUGGUUUAAAUAUAAUAAAACAUCAAAA
This is a messenger RNA of Drosophila eugracilis, 822 nucleotides long. RefSeq lists its product as uncharacterized. The record is from RefSeq and is a predicted model, not a curated record. The coding region runs from base 10 to 756 and encodes 248 amino acids. Gene Ontology annotation, cellular component: extracellular region. Gene Ontology annotation, molecular function: chitin binding. Lineage: Eukaryota; Metazoa; Arthropoda; Insecta; Diptera; Drosophilidae. The transcript has 2 exons.